AUGACACAAACCCCGGACGACGUUGGGAUGAAUAUCACUGCCGAACAGGGUCAAUCGUCGGAGAAGGCCUCCGCGAAUGCGGAGCUUGCGAACCUGUUUACGGCUGCUAUGGCCCCUUUCGUGGGUCAGAUGACCAAACUUACCGAAAAUGUCAGUCUGCUGUUGAGCGGUCGCGAUCCAGAGUCGGAGGAGGACGGUGAAACCGCCUCUGCCGAAGCAGUCGAAGACUCUGGUCAUGAAGGAGUAGAUAUGGAAGCAAGUCUAUCUGCCAUCCUGGACUCUAAGACCACGGAUAAAGCAGCGCCCAGGACAGGCGACGCUUUUUUACAAGAGCUCGCUCAAGAUCUCUCGGUCAGAGAGCAAACCUCCCCGCCAAUUCAUGAAGGUCUGGCGGGCAUUUUUAAUGGGCUUUUGUCAGAAAAGAUGCCCGAUGACAAGAUCAAGGCGAAGCUCGACAAAUAUACACGGCCCGAAAACAUCAACGGCUUGAGAACGCCGAAGGUUAACCCCCUAAUUUGGAGCCAGCUGUCCGCCACAAUGAAAGCACAAGAUGCUAGAUCUCAGAAAGGGCAAAAUGCUCUCAUCGGCUCCGUAAUAGCCAUGACCAAGGCUACCGAUUUGGUUCUUGCAAAGUACAGCCAGGAUAAAGAUCUGACUACCCUCUUGACAGACGCUAUUGCAAUGGCGCUUCAAAUCAACCACGAGGUUAACCACUCGCGGCGCGUGGCAAUGAAGAAGGAAUUGCAUAAAGAUUAUGCAGCACUCUGCAACUCGUCCACUGUUGAAGGCUCUUCGGAGCUGUUGUUUGGCGACCUCUCCAAACUUGCUAAGGACAUUUCCGAAGCCAACAAGUUAACUAAGAAGGUUCGCCCGUCGCAUUCCACGAAUUCCGGUGACAAGUACGGGGGACGCUCAAGUUAUGGUUCGAGCCAGGGAAACAGAAGAUUUCACCCCUACUCAAAAGGGAAGGCCUAUAAUUUUUUAGGCAACAGCCGCUUCUCCAAACAAAGAAAGAAAAAGGACGGAGAGACGAGUCAGCGGCAAUGAAAAUGCCAGAGGUAUGUGAUGAAAACAUGACUCUCCCUAAAGGCCUCGAGCCUAGUAUACUAAGUACACUCAAAUUACAAACUAAAUUUCAAGCAGGACAGCUUCGAAAUUUCUUACCUCAAUGGAAAACUGUAACAACCGAUCCCACUGUACUUCAAUUUGUUUCCGGGGUCAAAAUAGAAUUUCAAAACAAUUCUCUGCCCACGCAACAACAUAAGAGACCCAGUGUUUUUAACACUAAACAGCAUGCUAUUGUUAAAGCGGAAAUCGAUAAACUGCUCACUAAAGGUGUUAUUAUACCCGCGGCACAGGAAGCGGGGGAGUUUAUCUCUACCAUAUUCCUUAGACCGAAAAAGGAUGGCACGCACCGCACCAUUCUCAAUCUUAAAGAGUUUAACGAAUUCGUAGCUUAUCAUCAUUUUAAGAUGGAUACCCUAGAGGCGGCCAUCAGUAUGAUGAAACCAGGCUGCUUUAUGGUAUCAGUUGA
Porites lobata is the source of this 1534-nucleotide messenger RNA. Lineage: Eukaryota; Metazoa; Cnidaria; Anthozoa; Scleractinia; Poritidae. The record is from the annotation of a GenBank genome assembly.